Messenger RNA from Lethenteron reissneri (Far Eastern brook lamprey), 1379 nucleotides. RefSeq names its product HAUS augmin like complex subunit 2 (gene HAUS2). Gene Ontology annotation, biological process: microtubule nucleation; centrosome cycle; spindle assembly. Gene Ontology annotation, cellular component: centrosome; mitotic spindle microtubule; HAUS complex. The record is from RefSeq and is a predicted model, not a curated record. NCBI's taxonomy places the organism in Eukaryota, Metazoa, Chordata, Hyperoartia, Petromyzontiformes, Petromyzontidae.
CUUAAAUGUUGAUUUCGUCCAUUGGCUCCGUGCGUGAGUAAGGCGGCCUCCGAUUGGGUGGCGGUGCUCGAGACGCAAAUUGAAUGCGGAACGCGGGAACGCGGAGAGUUGCUGAAUCUACGUGACUAUGGUUGAUAAAAAUCUUCAGGGCAAUGAGCGGAACCCUUGGGAGGCAGAGUGUCCCUCUAGUGUGGCGUUAUUUCUUUCGAGAGCCGUCGCUGAUGGGAUGAUAACCCAAGAGGAGAUGGAAGACAACAGGAAACAAGUGGAAAAGAAAUCUGCUGUUGUCCACCAAAUAAAACUUCAAAAUGAAAUUGCAGCACUGCAGACUGAGGUCAACAAGACGAAGCUGGAGAGACAGAAGCUGGAGUUGGUGCUGGACACAGCUGAUGUGAGCCACCAGUCCCUGCUCUUGCAAAAGACAAAGAAGCUGCAGCGAAUCAACGGGGAGCUGGAGGGGGUGCUCAAAGAGCGGCGUGCCCUAACACAGCGGCUGCUGGAGCCCACCACCACGGCAAGCGUCGCUUUGGACGCAAACUACCACAGGCAAGCAGUGGAGCUCCUGAGUCUUGUGAGCCGUCUCCUGGCCGAUCUGGAGGGGAACGUGUCCCUUUUGCACGAGGUCAAUGCCUUUCACAUCCAGCACAAGAAGCUGAAUGAGGAGUGGAUGCAGCUGAGUUCGUCGGCACAGCUCCGGGAGGAGGCAGCAAGAGCCUUGCUGCGACUGCAGGAUGGAACGCAGUUGCUUCACAGCGCCACUCGCCCACAUUGAACAGAAUCUUGACGGCAUCGACCCAGCGCCCCUCAAAUAUCGGAUGUGCGCUGCACUUAAGCUCCCAGCACCAGAGCUGUGGAACUCCUCUUGUAGUAAAACUGCUAAAUACAGAAUACCCUACGGUUGGGCAAGGACACCCAUAGCUGCCAGAGCCUUGGUAAUUUUAGCAUUACCAGAGGCAGAUAAACUUUCAGCCAGUCGAUGGCACUACAAUCAUGGAGAGGGUAGUGCUCACUUCUCAGUGACCUUGCAGCAACCAACCAGCUCACCUAGAGGUGAUGCACAACAAUUUAAAGGCAGUACAAAUUAAAAAUAAAUAGACAUUAUGUUGCAUAAUAUUACCAAUACAGACUUUGCCUGCAUUGACUGCUCAAGUGAAAUAACAUUGAAAUAAAACUUAACAAUAUUAUUCUGCCAUCUAGUGGUGUUUUAUAUCCAUUCCAAAUGGCAGUGGUGUGAUGGCAAGAUUUUUGGUGGUACCAGAGAUUCCAAAAUUUAAGCUGACAUUCUCAGUAGCUCAAUCAGUUUUGUCAGUCCCGUGCAUUGAUACCAUGUCACUUGUGGUUAUUUUAAGAGUAAAUAAAGAUUCAAAAGUUAAAUUGUA